AUGGAAAUGAGUGAAUCGGUGGCCACUCUGGAGGCGGAGGAAUGGUUUCCGGGGGAACUGAAGCCAAACCCCGUGCCCUAUAUAUCGCUGGUCGGUCUGAGCGCCCAAAACAAUGCCAUUCACGCCGUUAUCUGGAACUCAUUCACUGUUAGCCGCGGAUCAGAUCGACCGCCGCUUUACUUCAAGCUCUUGCCGGAAAACUACUCGUUCACGGCAUCCAAACCUAAGAAAUCUUCAUACGAAUGGCAUAUUCCCAAAGGUAUACUCAAGAGCUCAUGGCUUCGAAGGCAUAUGUUUGAGAUGCCGUCGGUGUGUGUGCUCUUCGUUGACCUGAAUUGGGACGACUUGUAUUGGAAUCAAAAGCGGACCGAAUGUGUGGCCAAAGUUGAACACUUGCGCCGAUUACUGGGCACUAGGAAUACGAGAAUUACUUUGGUUUUGAUCCAAUCGUCCACAUCUUUACCAUCUGGUGAGCCAUCCGUCUCCUCCUUCUCUUCAUCUCUCACUCAUUCACUAAUUGUUAAAACAGAUGACUCUUUGGUGACGGAGAGGGCGGCCCUUCUCUGCAGUUCCUGUGAUUUGAACGCAAAAUCGCUGUUUGUUUUGCCCGUCAGUGAUGUCUCGCAACUCAUGGGAUAUAUAUUGAGAAUGGAAACGGCUUUAUAUGAGUUGUCGAAAGCCUAUUAUCAACACGAAUGCAAACUAAUCAAAGGACAUAGGGAUCAGCUCAACCACACCACUCAUCAGCUCCUAUAUGUCAGACAUCAGUUCAAAAUAGGAUUUUUUAGUGAACUAAAACAGGACCCAAACACUGCCCUCAAACACUACAAGAACUCGUACACGAAUCUAAUGGAAGUUCGCGUGACGUUAAUCAACUUAUAUGAGAUCAAAACGAUCGGCGCUUUUAUUAAUUACAAGAUUUGCAAAUUGUGUUUCCAAUUGAACACACCGUUGGACGCCAUCUCUCAGUUCCGUAAACACAUUGACAUUUUUAAAGGCAAAUGUGAGCCCAAAGAGAUCGAGUUCGAGCACUCGGCCUGGCUUUCCAAACAGUACGCGCUGUUCGCCGGCCUGUUUGACGCGGCCAUCACUGCCGGUCUCAUACCAUCGCAAAUGCAGAAUCCGGGCUAUUAUUACUUAGAGGCCGCCCUUCAAGCCAUGCAACGCCGCAAACUCUGUCUCUCUAAUCCGGGCUAUUAUUACUUAGAGGCCGCCCUUCAAGCCAUGCAACGCCGCAAACUCUGUCUCUCUGUUUGCACUCAAACGCAGUUUAAUGAAUUGAAUCCUCAAAAUCUGGAACUGUUUAACAAUAUAUUGCAAUCCACGCAACAAAUGGAGUUCUUUGGACAGAGACCGUGGAGACCCGGCUGUCAAACACUCGAACCAUUGGACGCCGAGAAAGAGAGAAUCGGAUUAAAAGUGUUGCAAUACAAAGAACUAACGACUGUUAAUCAUUCUUCACUUAUCAUAACAUCAUUGAGUAAUGCCAUCAAUCAAUUCAAGAAAUACAAGUGCCCGCGAAUGAAGAGAUAUCUCAUGGUAUUAGUGGCUGAGGAGUACUUCUACAGCAAAGACUACGCCAACGCUCUGACAUUCCUCGACAAUGUGUUGCCUCAAUACCGAGAAGAGGGUUGGCUUCCGUUAGUACAGAAUAUUCUCAAUACUGCACUACAAGCGGCCUAUCUAUCGGCCGAUGCCAUCAAUUUUGUGAAGUUAGGCCUCGAAUACAUUUCAGUGACAAAUAGCUCUAAAUUUGAGGACAAGAUCGCUAUUCAAGAAAGCAUUGAAAAUAUAAUGCGAAAACAGUUACCACUUGUGUUGCCAUUUGUCGACAAAACGGACGCCGAGAAUGCGUUGAAAUUGUGGUCCAAUGUGUUAAGUGUUAACUCAGAUCCCAUUAGUUUUACUAUGAAAAUGGAUUCGUUAAUGAAAUUCGUUGAAUGUAAGCCUCAAUUCACAUCCAAAACAUUUGAAUGCAAUCACGCUAUGAAAGUGGACCUCUAUUUGCAGUCUUCGGCUCCCAAACCGAUCCAAUUGACGAAAUUAAACAUUUUAUUUUCGGACCAAUACUAUAACCAAUUCUGUGAAUAUAUUGAUACAACUGAUAACGAGUCUGAAAAUAACAUUGAACAACGAGUGACAAUAGUCGGCGUUAAUGUCACACUUGGAAGCGAUUCCAUGUCUGCGGUAAUGCAGUGGUCUUUCACCGAUAAAAUCAAUGAUUUCGUGCCCUCAGUCUAUAAGCGCCCGACCAGUGAUAUAACAGACAUCAAACAUAUAAACACUUUAUUGUCGACAAAUAUAAUCAAAUAUAACCCAAAUUUAGAGUUAACUAUAAAACACAAUCCGCCGGCGCUUUUGAAUGAAUUUUAUUUGUUAAAACUGUGGCUCAAGAAUAGGGAACAGUUCGUCGCCUCUAACUUGAAGCUCACCGUCAAAGUGAUGGACACUAACAAUGACGACACUGACGUCGCUUUCAAAAGUCUUAUUUACAGCGGAAAUGAGUUCAAAGAAUUGACGGAAAACUUUCCACUCAAUGAUAUUAAAGUUAACGACGAGUUAAACGAAGAAAUUGUUGUUAAAUUUGAAAUUACGGGAAAUCAUUGCAUUGUAUUCACUGUUGUGUACGACUCGAUGUAUGAAAUGCAAAAUGAAUGCAAAACUAUAUCCCUUUCGAUCACUCAAAAAGAAAUGUCAGACGUAUUGAUACCAUUCAUCACUUCAUGCGAGUUAACAAACCUGUCGGCCACUAAAGUAGCGCAGAUUCGCCGAAACGAACCCUUCUUUGUCAAUGUGUUGACCAAAGAAAACGCCGACAUUUCGGUCGAGAUUAUUGAAUCGAUGCCUCAAUUUGACGAAUCCAUUGAGUGUUUGCAGCAAACGAAUAGACCGUUCAAAGGGAAUGUCUUCGUAGACCAAACGUUUAAAACUGUUGCUUCCAUUGAAUACACGACUCCCGUCUCAAUGGGAAUGUAUUUAAUAAAGUGGAAACGAAAAUGUGAGAGUGAUUCUCAUUUACGCGCGCCAUUGCUGUCUGAAACGUUGGUUCCGUUGCCGAUGAUAACAGUCGUCAGUUCUCCCGUUUUUGUUGACUUGAAAUAUCCGGACGUUUGUGUCGCUAGAAAUCCGAUGAUAUUAUGCUAUCAUAUAUACAAUCGGACGGAUAGUAACCUGUCAUUAGAGCUUUCAAUGGGCACUUCCGAUAGCUUUAUGUAUUCCGGAAAUAAAUUAAUCCAAAUUAUUUUGGAAGCGAAUCAAAGCGCAGAACAGCAUUACAUACUCUACCCAUUGGUGUGCGGAUCGAUAGUAUUGCCUAAGUUUCGCAUUGUGUUAAACCCGGAGACUCCCGGCGCGGCGCCAAUUGAUUAUAUCGACCAAAUACUGCCCAACGAUCUACUCACUCCCGGCGCGGCGCCAAUUGAUUAUAUCGACCAAAUACUGCCCAACGAUCUACUCGUUAUUCCUCAAAACAAGACUACAUGUGAUGUCUCGCAAACCGUGGGUUAACAUAAAAGUGUCGUUUCAUAGGAUUCCAGA
Messenger RNA from Medioppia subpectinata, 3537 nucleotides. Lineage: Eukaryota; Metazoa; Arthropoda; Arachnida; Sarcoptiformes; Oppiidae. The record is from the annotation of a GenBank genome assembly.